GUCGUGCAGUGAUACGUUUAGGGAUUGCUAGAAGGGCAGCCAGGAAACAAUAAUUAUGCACCGCUUGCGCAAGAAGUCAGACACUAAGCGCAGUCAGGCUGCGGCACCUGUGCGUGCCCAACCUCCAGAACCCAUGCCAACGUUGUCUCUUGCAGACGACUUCCGCACGUCAUUGAUCUUGCCAGACCUCACUCGUCGGUUCAGUCUCCUGCGUUCGUCAUCGGGCACUCCCAUUGCAUUAGAUGACCUGAAGAACAAGUUUGCUGAGCAACGCGCGCGGGGUUCACGUAAUCAAGUCACUGAGGAGGAGGAGGACAUGAUUCUAGAGGCCCUCGGGCGAUUACACGCCAGGGCAGCCGGAGCUAGGAUGCAGGGCGAGCCAUCUGCUCUGGAGCAUGAAGGUGCGGAGACCGAGAAUCAUGAUCCAGGACCGGAUCCGUCAGAUUCGCUCGUGAUGGCGCAGAGCUCUGCUCGGUCGAGCACAGCAGCCGGCUCGCUGCUGUAUAGCACAUCGAUUUCGUCGUCCUCGUCGGGUAAAGCUUCGAAUGCCAGCAGGCGGAUGAGCAACAACCUCUUCGGGUCGGGCAAAUUCCGCGACGAGGCUAUCUUGCGCUCCGCAAACCAGGUUCGGCGUGGCGGUACCAACAGGGCUGGCUUUUCCGUCAUGCCCUCCGACUUACCGAGCGACUUAUCGAGCAUGAGCCCGACGCCUAGUAGCAACGUAGGACCGGAUUCCUCGCUUUUCUCGGAUAGCCACAGCGUGAGGUCCGGAACUCCGGAAGGUAGCACAUACUCACCUGCCAACUCUGUUCCCUCGAGUCCGAGAAUUAACCGCCCUACACAAUCGUCCUUGGCAGCGUCAAACUACGAUCACACUGCGGCAUUGAGUGCGCGUUUGUCCCAGACUCUCACGCCUAACACCUUGAAGCGAGCUUCAUUGGCUUUGGACGAGGUGAUCAGGGAACUGGAAGAGGAGGGCGACGAUGAAAUUCUCAUGGAGCGAUCUCCCGUUAACCACACGUCUACCGGCGUGUUCAACACGUACCUGUCCACGAAUGUUGAACGUAACUCCCCUCUUGCAUCCCCUGCGGACUACGAGGCAGUUACUGCGCUGUCUUCGGAUGAUCAAGUUGUUCACGCGGACCACGACAGCGAACGAUCUCCUUCUAAUCCUCGGUCUGCUACAACAUCGCCAGCUCCUCGUCUUCCUGGAUACAUCCCAGGAAUGCCACGGCCUAUGACUCCUCACGAUAUGGUCAUGGAUUCGGAGGACUGGACACCAUCGACGACUCCACGUGCCACGUCACCUCGUCUUCCCGGCACCUCCCCUUCUCCUAUCAUUUCCCAGAGACUUGCAUCCACUGUCCACAGAAGCAACUCAGUUACCUCUACCUCCCGUCAGUCUUCCACACGAGGAUCUAUCCCCGGUCUUCCGUCGACUCCUCCAUUGUUCUUCAACCGGAGUACGAAUGGAAAAUUCACUCCGGACGACCGACAACGCAGCGGCAGCAGUUCCUCCAGUAACGAGAUGGCUGAAUUGCCAACUCAGGCGCGCCGGCGACCAACGUCUCCACUGUCGUCCAGCUCUCCUUAUCAAUCAUUGGCGGGACCGUCGUCUAGACCUGGUACUCCAUCUAACGUGACGUGGAACACAUCCACAAGCUCCGAAAGCUCGAGAGCAGCCAGCAAGAAUGCCGUAGUCUCAGUGCAUAGCAGGAAUGGAAGCAGUCUCAGUAUCGCAGAUGCAAUUCACGAUGUUCCGGAUCGAUCUGCGUCGGUUGCAAGCUCUGUCCGCUCACCCAUUCUUCCAGAAUCCCCAAUAAUAGAUCGCGGCAUUGGCGCAUCGAACCUACUCUCACCUUCUGAGGUGGGAUAUCGAUCGCCUUCGGCCAUGUCCGCUGCCGACUUGGGAUCGCCUCUCCAGCUUUCCACCAGAUCGAUCCGCUCUCCCACACCGACACAUAGCCGUCACAAGUCUUCCGCUUCGGCUAGUGUUUACGAGCGUACAGCUGACACUACAAAUGGAGACAGCUAUGGUGGCAGUCGGCGCUCUUCCAAACAGAAGCACCAUUCUUCUUUCUCUUGGAGUUCAACGCAUGCACUCCUGCUAUCUCCCAUCGCGAAUUCAUCCAGGUCUUCCAUCGAAUCAGGAGGGUCUAGCUACCAUUCGUGGGAUGAAGGUCACAAAAAGGAUAGGGUGCAUGCGCUUCUGAGCAGCUUAGAUCCGGAGUACACGGAUUGGCAUGAUUUGUCGAACAUGGAUAAGUCGGACAAAUCUGAUUCUUCAACACCUGGUACAUCGCCGUAUGAGGGCUUGGAUAUCGAAGAAGUUGUGUGGCGACAGUCAGGUCUUAAAAAGACUGACUUUGUCGCCAUCCAGGACAAGCUGGUCAGUGCCGCGUUCACCAAGGCGGCAACUCCAGACGGUCGCAACCGCGCGUCUUCCCUCAGGAAGCGACGGCCAUCCACGUCUCAGUCGAACUAUUCGUACAAUGGGACGGACAACAGGGUGACGAGCCCAACCCCGCAACCGCAAAGUCCUUCUUCGGUAGGUCCAGUGACGAACACCCGAGCCGCAGAAACUCAGGCAAAAGCCACUGCGCUCCUUGGCUCUCUGGUAGAUAGUAUCGAGUCGCGAUCUAUUAUGUUGCCGCCUGUCACAAGUUCGCAGAAUGAUGGCUUGGUCGAUCAUGUUUCGAUGGAAACUCAGCUCUCGAGUCCCGGCCGGAGGCAACGCGCCCUUGCGGAUGCUUUAUUCGGGACCACAGAUGAUGCGAAUACGGCGGUCCCCACUGUGCCGCCUCCCCCGUCGGCAGAUCCGGAAGGACCUGUUGCGCGGAAGACUGAGCCUGAGACUGAAGAACCAGACGGGGCAGUAGUGCAGUCACUGCAAACGCAACCACCGACUCCACAGUUGUUCGACACGAAGCCCCUCAGACUUGCCAGUGCGACCGCUCUUCAUACGCACAACCAGGUCGACGCAGCACAACUAGCACUCGAAGUCCGACAGCGCGCAGAGGCUGCUACGGCGGCGUUGAGAAAGUCUCCCUCGAUCCCCAAGAUCACGGAUGCGGCCGGCACGCAGCAUCGCAAGCGCAUCGAUCCUCGUCAGAUUUCAUCCCCAACAUUUCUUUCUUCAUCGAAGAGUGUGGACGGAAUUCCUGUUCGAUCGGCAACGUUGGCGCUCGGUGCGAGCGGAACUGGCAGUAACAGCAAGAUUGGGUCUCGUUUCAAGAGGCUGAGGGGCACCCUCCGACCGAAGGUCCCGUUCCCUUCGCAAGAAGAGCUAGCGCCGGAUUCCUCAUCCUUCCGCCCCGUGCCGCCAGCUCCUGCUAUAACGCAAUCUUCCCCGAACUUACUCAGUCGUGUCGAUCCGGCCAUGGCAACCGUUCCUGUUCCUGUCCCUGUCCCUGUUUCUACCUCGCUGAGCCCUCCGGCAUCAGCAACGCCGGGCCUUAAAGGAUUCAUGGCACGUUUCCGCAAGCAGAGAGCGGCUGAUGCGUACCCGUCACCUCAGCGGCAACGAGCGUUGCAGCCUUCCAGUGCGUCGGUCUCAAUUUAUCAAGGGAAUGGUAGUGUACAUGGGAGACCCUCAUGGUCUGCACCUGCGACGAAGACAGGCUUCACUGCUGAGUCAACCCCUGCUUGUACGUCAUUGGGAUCAUCACCGCAGUCGUCGCCGUAUAUGGGACCUGAAUCUGAGUUGAAGAGAUUCUCACAAUCCCACAGUCAACCUCUGAUCGACGAGGCUGCAUUGAAGCAGCUAUUUGAUGCUGCAACGAACUUGGGAUUGGAUCAAGCGGCCUUGAAUGACUUGCUUGCUCGUUCUCCCUCAACGUCUUCCAAGCUGAUGAGAGGGCCUUCUGUGAACGAAAGUCCGAAAAAUCGCUAUCGUGGAGCUCAGAGAAGUGACAGCCCUGAGCCUGCGGCAGUACCACCCUCCGGAGGCAGGCCCAGCGUUGAUAACGUCUCUCGCAGACCCUCACUAGACGCCACAACGUCUACGACAAAGAAAUCUCUUGAAGCGACCAUUCGAACACCGCGCAUCAAUGUUUCGGACAACGUACAGAACACAAUCGUGCGGAGAACGAUAAUUAUGCCGUCCGAUACCAUGCCUCCCUCGCUUGACUUCAAUAUGCUUCUGCGGAAACAAUCCGCAUCGAAACGCCGUCGAUCGGCUGGCGCCAGUUCUAUUCAAUCCGCUCGUUCCAUCCAUGACCGCGUACCAACACCACCUCCGCACAAGGCUGCCAGUGGUGGGCGUUUCUCUGCCGACGGGUCUCCUCCUGUGCCACAAUUGCCACCCUCGUUUUCUCAAGCUGAUCAUACCGGCUCUCCUAUGCAAGUUGAACAAUCUAAUUCUGUUACGGACUCCGUAUAUGAAAUGUAUACCAGUGAUAAUCGGGCGUUGACGCCGAGCAACCUGGAACCGCACGGUCGGGCAACUCCUUCAUACCCGCAAAAUCAAGCUGCGUCUGAGAACGGCCCUGCUAUCGAAGUGAUUGAGAUGGCGAAUGGCGAGAUGAUCUGGUCUAUCGUCAAUGGCUUGCGAGAUGACGAUGGAGAGUCCGUAUUCGAUGAUCGUGCAAGCUUCGUUUCGGAGUACUCUCGCCGAGAUUCCAACAACGAAGGCUUGAAGUUGUUUUUCAAGGGUCAUGAGAAGAAGUCGUCUAAAGGGAGCAAUGUAUCCUUCUCGCCUCGCAAGAAGCAGUCUUUGAAGAGUACUUCGGCAGUCCGCCCAGAGACGAAGGUGUUUUUCAGUUCCUCGGCACACAUCGGACAGCUGAUUGAGAAUCUCUCACGUGGGGUUGAUUCUGGUUCGUUCAAUGUCGCACCGGAACAACCGCAAGCGUCCGUUGGUCACUCUGCCUCAUCAUCGAUUGGUUCAGAUGCAGAGAUGCGCUGGACAGUUGAGGAGAGACUUGAGCAUAUGCUUGGAGCAAUGGGGUCUGCUGCUUGAAACCGUAGUGUGAUUCUUGGACAUUUUGCGUGCUAUGAUCUUAUUGUUAAUCUGCUUUACCCCCAUUCUUACAUAAUACCUGUCGCUUUGUAGCCCGCUCGCUUUGAUCCGGGAAUAUGUACUGAUCACAUCGGGUCUUCCAUGCAAAGAAUUGUGUCUAAACAUGCUGCAUGACACAGUAGCCCAUCGAUGCGAUGUAUCUUCCGCGCUGGCUAAAGGCAAAUAGCAUUAAGCUAACGCGACUGGCGCUCGCAAUGCCAUCCACCUAUUA
Laetiporus sulphureus 93-53 is the source of this 5231-nucleotide messenger RNA. RefSeq lists its product as uncharacterized. The coding region runs from base 56 to 4960 and encodes 1634 amino acids. The record is from RefSeq and is a predicted model, not a curated record. Lineage: Eukaryota; Fungi; Basidiomycota; Agaricomycetes; Polyporales; Laetiporaceae. The transcript is spliced from 9 exons.